GAUAACAGAUGAGUGUUUUCAAACCAGCACAGGAGAAGAUCAUCGGUCAAAUUUCUGAACCUAACCCGAGGACAAGAAGUGGGCUGAAUGAGUUGCAAGUGAAUACAGAAUUUCAUUCUCAGCCUCCUGUGACAGGCAGAUUAACCAUCUCCAGCAGGAAGUCUUCAGUGUUAGCACAGUGGAGAGGAUUCCUCUUAACUGGUGCUGAAGGGCUGGAGGUUUCUCUGCACUUCUCCCAGCCUUCUUGAGAAGAAGCAGUUGAAGGUGGCUGUGGGACACUGCGGUCAGACUCCCACCAGUUUGGUGGUGCCUUUCUGCGCCGUGCAUGCCAGCCACCAUGGAGACGCUGUCCCAGGACUCCCUGCUGGAGUGCCAGAUUUGCUUCAACUACUACAGCCCGCGCCGGCGGCCCAAGCUGCUGGACUGCAAGCAUACGUGCUGCUCUGUGUGCCUGCAGCAGAUGAGGACCAGCCAGAAGGACCUGCGGUGUCCCUGGUGCCGCGGCAUCACCAAGCUGCCACCGGGCUACUCCGUGUCACAGCUGCCCGAUGACCCCGAGGUGAUCGCUGUCAUCGCCAUCCCCCACACCUCUGAGCACACCCCUGUCUUCAUCAAACUCCCCAGCAAUGGGUGCUACAUGCUGCCCCUGCCCCUCUCCAAGGAGAGGGCCAUGCUGCCGGGAGACAUCGGCUGCCGCCUCCUGCCUGGCAGCCAGCAGAAGUCCCUGGCAGUGGUGACGAUCCCGGCAGAGCAGCAGCCGCUGCAGGGUGGCCUUCCUGCUGAGGCGGGUGCGGAGGAGGCUGACCGCAGAGGUGUGGUGAAGAGCUCCACCUGGUCGGGGGUUUGCACUGUGAUCCUGGUGGCCUGCGUCUUGGUCUUUCUCCUGGGCAUCGUCCUCCACAACAUGUCGUGCAUUUCCAAGCGCUUCACGGUGAUCUCAUGCGGCUGAGGGGUGGGAGGCUGCCCCAGGGUUGCUCACCCAGGGCUUGGGGUGGUGGUGGUGGUGGUAUCGAGUGAGACAAUUCACUGCAACUUUGGCCGAUGACUGCAGGAUGCUUUGUUCCCAGACGGUGGUGCGCCGUCCCGGCCACAGCCCUCGGCAGCCAGUGGAGAAACCUAUGUCCCCUGUCCGAUGGUAACAGCAGUGAGGAGGACUGCAUGCAUCACCAUAAUCAUUUAUCAAAGGGACUGUAAUUUAUGGCAGUUUUUAUUGUGUUAUGAGAUUAAAGACAUCUGUGAUUGUACUGUAAAGUAUGCGGUAUGAGCUCUUCUCUAACCACGGUAGCUCAAAAUCAGAACUACUCCAUGUAGAACUGAAGGAGAUCUGGCCCGUGACUCAAUGAAAAGUGUUCGAUACCAACCCACGUGUUAUUUUUUAAUUGGGGGGAAGGGGAAGACUUGUAAAAGAGAAAUCAUUCAGUUGUUAAGACAUUUUCUAUGUUUUAAACUGCACAUUAAUUAAAUUAAGUUAGGAGGUUGUACAAUAGUUUUUAAAAGGAAACAUUUUACAAGCGAUCGUUUGGUUCUGUGGUGUGUGGUUUUUUGCCUCUAUGUCUGAUUUUUCCCCACUGUUUUUGGUUAUGGGGAAGUUGAUGCUUCUGGAAUCUUCUAUUUGAAGGAGGUUUUGAGCAGGGAAGCAAAGUGAGCCUAGGAGGAAUACUUAACGACGCAGCCAAACAUUUCUGCCUACCCUACUUCACAUGAAGAAUGGCUCUGAAUGGUGAACAUUAGUCAUACUGUUUUACCUCUGAUCUGGCAACAGGGCUUCCUGCAGAUUGGCCUUCAUGGCCAUUAGUGAAGAAGUGGGUCAUGAGAAGUCUGAAGACUCCUUCCUGCAUGGACGUGCCAGCCAAUCGUUCUUCCUUUUCUUUUUCUAGAGGUUGGGCUUUCUUAAUUUUUUCAUAGAAAAAAUGUACACCUGUUUUGCCUCCCUGUCUCACAGGAGAUACAGCUGCACACCCAUGGGCGGUGUGAAAAAGGAGUUGUGCUAAGGAAGCCUCACCAUGCCAACAGACCACGGACCCUUCUGUGCAAUCUUUACGCUUAUGUGUAAGAGGCAGUGACAGAGCUGGAAGAAGAACACAGGUCAGCCAAGCCCUCUUCUGGGUUGUGCUGCCCCUCAUAAAUCACUGUGGCUGUCAUGGUGUCAAAAUGCGUAGGCGAGCAUAAUGCAGACCUUUUGCCACGUUUCAUAUGAAUGUUGGUCUUCGUUGUGACAGAUGUGGAGAAAAAAAAAAGCACAGGAAAUAUCCCUGUCCACCUAUGAAUGUUCUGAUCUCCCAGUUAUUUGCAGUUCUCUACUCAGAAUGAGCCAAAUUCCUGAACCUCCAUUUCAGCAGCACCUUUGCUCCGCUAGAUUUAGUUAGUACUGUUUGUAGCUUAAAUAGAGCUCUGUGUGAAUUGGUAAGUGUGAAUGCUGACGUCUGUGAGAUUUAAGGAUCGAACUGGGAGGCGCAUAGCAGGCCUUUACUAAGACAGAAAGUACUAUUGAUUAGCACUGGUUCUUUUUGCAGGUACAAAGUACGAGCAAUUCCUUACGUGUAAUCUCCCCGAAGAGUGACUUGUCCACCCAGUGCUCUCUGUAGUAAUUAGAGAUUGUUUAAGGUUGUAUUACAACAACGGAGAGCGUAACUUUGACUUGUACAGUGCUCAGGUUGGCCUUGUAGAUGGUGGUGGCUUUCUGGUUUUGUUUCUGGUUCACAGUAAACAUUCUCAACUAGAACUUGUCAAAGAACAUACCUCUGACUUAGUGCUGGAUUUCUUCCCCUCCUCAUUCACACACCACCAUUUUCUUCCUUAAUUUCUGUUAACUGCAGGAUAGCAAAAACAUAUGGUGCUUAAUUGUUAUGGUGUAUGUAUGGUCACGUUUGGAGAGGAACUGUCAUAGAUAUUCAUAGCACGGAAAAAAAAAACAAACCACAACAUUAUCCUCAGAUAACAAAUUCAAUGCCUUUUUUUUGUGCAAGGCAACGUGCGGUAUGCCUUGAACUUAGGAGAACUGCAAGGCAUUGACAUCUCUCAGCAGCACAUUUGGUUUGGUAGCAGUAGGGAAUGACAGGAACUCCAGAAUGUGUCUGGGAGCGUGUUAGUCUUUUGUUCCCGGUAGGCAGCCAGGUAUCUGGUGACAUCCACACUGCGCUGCUUAUUAUGUAAAGAAAAACCAGUUCACUAAAAACUUUUGCCUUUAUAGACUCUUAAGGAAGUGACUAGAUACAGGACUCAGCCCUCUACUGCCUUAUCCCCUGUAGCAAUUCAUGCUUAUACCAGGAGUACGUAGCAUAGCUAGAAGAUGCUCUAAGAACAGCGUGGAAGCAUUUUGCAUCAACUUCUGCGUAUCAGAGUUUUUGAUGGCUGCAUAAAGACACGAAGCAGUCAGAGAGCAGGCCCAGGAGAUAACAGCAUUAAUCCUAACCUUGUGCUGGCCGUACCUGCCCCACUGGAGCUCUUGAGGCCAAGGUUUCUCUGCACUGCAGAGUUGUUGUGAAAACUGCCCCUCUUCAUCCCUACAUGAAGAGUUGCAGUAUGAAGGAGCAACCAGAAAUUAGGUUAAAAUGCCACACUGCAUAACACAUUGUGCAACAGGCAGAAGUGGAGUUUAUCUGGUGUUAAUGACGUACUGUAUUAGCAGAAUACCAUCGUGUGUUACAUAAUGCAGUGCAUUGUUUCGUUAAUAUGAAUUUCCUGUACUCUUUAUGCCUGCUGAAAUGCAUGUGUGACCUAAUUUCUGAUCCAGCCAUUUACCUGCCUACGGCCUUGUGUACGAGCAAUAAGGAAAGCCUCAAGGUUUUUGUCUGCGUGUGCGGUGUGUACGUUAAUUCCUUCUUUUCUAACAGCAAUUCAGGAGCCGGUUUUGUUCUGGCUUCGGACUGUGACUCUCAGUUUAAAUUUGCAGCUGCCACAUCGUGUUGGCUCACCUCAUAUAUCUGCUGACUUACACAGAAGAGAACUGAAUAGUUUGUUGUCAUGUGCGGUGUUAAAAAUGUUUCUUGAAUGUGUCAGUAGUCAUCCUGUGUUCCAAGGCCUGAUCUCUGGCACUGAAAAGUACUGCUAGAAACAGAGUUUGGAUCAGUUUUGUUCUUUUUUGUUUUCCAAAAGCAUCCUCGUCUUUGUAUGUUUUCUCUGUGGAGACAUUUGGAAUUGUGUGAAAAUCACUGAGUUUUUGGCUAAUUUUUGUUGCCUGCUGUCCGGUAAGAAGUCAAAGCCACUGCUGAGUUCCACCAAACAAAAAAAGAGACUUAACUGUGACUGCAGUGUUGUCUGAGCAGCCAAAAAUUAGACUGAAAGUGAUUGUGGGGAAUUACAAAUGCACCUGCAUUUUUAGAGCAAGUUACUUUGUGAACGCGUAUUAAAUGGCUUGUUUAAUGGGAAGGAUGUGUGCGCUGGGGUCCAGCCUCUUUGUUAUCCCAGAAGGCCCCGACUUCCAUUUAUGGCUCCUGCUUUCGCUCUGUGAAAUCCUCCUGGAUUCGCUCUGUGAAAUUUGGUUCAGUGAAUUUUAAAGAUUCAAAAUACGCAAUUUUGGUAUGCGGGAUUUCUUUUAGGAAAUGGUGUUCAGUAAUUCUUUGUGCUUAACUGCGAUGUAAAGGAGCCUGAAUGUUUUGUGAACAUGGAGCUAUCAUGAGUCCAGAGUUUCAUCUUUAUUAAUGAAGCUUGGUCUGAAUAAAACAUCAGCAGGAAAAGGCUGAUAUCAAAUGAAUUACGGUACCUCUGUUACUUUGCUAUCAAGUGAAGAGCGUGGAUGGGAAUUUGGCAGAGUUGCUGUUUUUAUUAUGAGGGGUUGGCUGAAAUUCGAUUCUUAGUGUUUUAAGGCAAAGCGUUAAGUGUGGGUUGUAGUAAACGACAAAGGGAUUUUCACAUUUGAUUACCAUGGAAUAUGAAAUUAGAGCUGAAGACUACGAAGCUAUGCAACAGACUUUUCUGUCUGGGUAAUCAGAUGAUUUGUAAGUUUUAUGUACACUUUGUGCUCAUGGAAGUGAGGGGCUGUUGGCCUUGACCUGACGUGCAUUGCACUGAUGGGGACCUGGCUUUGCCCUCACAGUCAUGGUUAUGCCAUGAGCCUUGGGCUGCCUUUGUCAUAGGUCUUCUGAAACAAGGGUGGCUGACUUUGGACUGGUUUUGGUACAUUCAUAAUGGGGC
Coturnix japonica (Japanese quail) is the source of this 5133-nucleotide messenger RNA. It is a transcript of the gene RNF152, whose product is annotated as ring finger protein 152. NCBI's taxonomy places the organism in Eukaryota, Metazoa, Chordata, Aves, Galliformes, Phasianidae. Gene Ontology annotation, cellular component: lysosomal membrane; lysosome. Gene Ontology annotation, molecular function: ubiquitin protein ligase activity. The record is from RefSeq and is a predicted model, not a curated record. Gene Ontology annotation, biological process: protein polyubiquitination; negative regulation of TORC1 signaling; positive regulation of autophagy.